This is a messenger RNA of Solea solea (common sole), 1789 nucleotides long. RefSeq names its product jnk1/mapk8 associated membrane protein (gene jkamp). Bases 139 to 1062 code for a protein of 307 amino acids. The transcript has 8 exons. Gene Ontology annotation, molecular function: ubiquitin protein ligase binding. Gene Ontology annotation, biological process: response to unfolded protein. The record is from RefSeq and is a predicted model, not a curated record. Gene Ontology annotation, cellular component: membrane. NCBI's taxonomy places the organism in Eukaryota, Metazoa, Chordata, Actinopteri, Pleuronectiformes, Soleidae.
CAAAGGGGAAAAAAACACUACUUAGCCUUUGUCAUAAUAGGACACACAAACGGGAAGAAAGGGAAAAGUUACGGUCGAAAAGGUAACGAAUGAAAACACAGAGACAAGGAGGUUGAUUCCAAGCUGUAUUGACCCAAAAUGACUGUGGCCAUAAGCUCAACAUGUCCAGGCCUGUACUGUGGCAGGAUGACGAUCAAUGGAUCCGUGGAGGGAGAAUGUGGGGUGUGCCCUCGUGGAGAGCGGGCCAACCUCCAGAAGAUAUGCCAACGCUGCAUUGAGUCACCUGAACUCUACGACUGGCUCUAUCUGGGAUUCAUGGCCAUGUUGCCUCUAGUUCUACAUUGGUUCUUCAUUGAGUGGUACUCAGGGAAAAAGAGUUCCAGUGCUCUCCUGCAGCACAUCACAGCCAUGUUGGAGUGCAGCGUGUCAGCUGUGGUCACUCUGCUGGUCACAGAGCCGGUGGGGAAGCUCACUGUCCGUUCCUGUGGAGUCCAGAUGCUCUCAGACUGGUACACCAUGCUGUACAACCCUAGUCCAGACUACAUCAACACAAUACACUGCACCCAGGAGGCCGUCUACCCACUUUACACCAUUGUUUUAAUCUACUAUGCAUUCUGCUUGGUGCUGAUGAUGCUCCUGCGCCCCCUGUUGGUGAAGAAGAUAGCCUGUGGUCUGGGCAAAUCAGACCGCUUCAAGAGCAUCUAUGCUGCGCUAUACUUCUUCCCCAUCCUCACUGUGCUGCAGGCUGUGGGAGGAGGACUGCUCUACUAUGCGUUUCCCUACAUAAUGCUGGUGCUGUCUUUGGUCACUCUGGCUGUUUACAUGUCCGCCUCUGAGAUACAGUCUUUUAAAACCCUGGUGGCCAAGAAGAAGCGUCUGGUGGUGUUGUUCAGCCACUGGCUGCUCCACGCCUACGGGAUCAUCUCCAUCUCCCGACUGGACAAGCUGGAGCAGGACCUGCCGCUGUUAGCCCUCGUGCCUGGCCCCGCCCUCUUCUAUAUUAUCACUGCAAAGUUCACUGAGCCAAGUCGCAUCCUGUCUGAGGGCAGCAAUGGACACUGAGCUGCGUUCAACAGAAAGCCAGGAGAAAUCAAAACUCAUUCAUCCAUCAGCUCACACCACCGCGCAACUGAGCCAUUGUGUUUGAGUGGGCUUAUGUUCUGGCCUUUGGUCACAGUUGUACAUACUGUAAAGCUAUAAUGACAACAUCAGAAGCUUUAGUACACGUCUGCUCAUUAUUUAACUUUAAGUUCAGGUCAGGUGGAUAAAAAGGAUGUGUUCCAUUUACAGAACUGGGAGUGAAGUCUGAAAAAAAGGCUAGCCAUUGUUAGCUAUCGUUAGCAAUACCAGUCAAUUGCAAUGCUAGGUAGCAACAUGGCUACCGUUAAAUUAAGAACAAGAAGUGCUUUUAAUGGUUAAAUAGCAGUGCUCAUUUGGUCUUGGAGUCCCGUGGCCGGGUUUGUGCGGCUGCUCAGAGUUGGAAAUCCAAGUUCAUUGGAGUUCUGACUAUAAAUUAAACACACCACAACAUUUGUUGUUUAAUUUUGACGAUAGUUUCUAGAUCUUUUUACCUGUUGACAUCAUUGAAAGUUCCCUAAACCACGUCACACACAUGUUGCAGUUGAGGGGAGACCCCAUGAAAAAUAACUUUGACUAAAGUGAGAACUGCUCACGGAAGUCUGAUUUAUUCUCUGAAAUGGAACACCUUUAAAUUGCGUCAAGUGAUAGAAAUAACAUAAUUUGGACAGAUAAAAGCGACAUGAGGAAUAAAACCAAGUCUACAGUUUAA